UAUGUGAUCCGCAGUCAGCCAACGGACGGAUGCCUCUCGACGUUAGAAACUGCUGCAGAGGCACUGGCGCUCGUGGAGCGGUCGGCUGCUUACAAGCGGGUACUUCUGCAACCUCUACGGGCCCUGUGUGAUUUCCAGCUGACUCAUGGUGCCGUUACACACCAGAGUAAGGAAUUCCGCAUCAAAAAUGAGACUUACCCCAAGCUCAUCGGCAAGCGGCUUGAAAAACUUCUCAGGUCUACUGAGAGUUGAGGGGAAGAUUCCUAAAUUGUUUUCUAAUAAUGAAAACAUUAAUUACAUUAUUUAUUAUUUUUAAUAAAUAUAAUUACGCUUUAGUAUUUUUUUAAAUUGGUACUGCAAAAAAAGGAUGUUUGUAGUGGAAAAAAUGAUAUUGUAUUAAUUAUAAUUUUUUUCCACUAAUACUUUUUGGAUACACGUCAUAUAUAUUUUUAUGAUUUAUAUGAUAUGAGUAUAUUAUGUACAAGGUGGUACAGUGUUUUAAUUACAAACAAGCAGUGGUUUGUUUAUGAUUUUAAGAACGGAUUUAAUGUUUUCUAAAAAAAUUAUAUCUUAUAUUAAGUACCACAUCAUGAGUGCAAGAAAAGGAUUUGGAUUUAGAUAAACUAGUUUUAACUCUAGAAGUUGCAAUGUAAAUUCUCUGUAUCGGCAGGGUGUUUUAGACCAUCUGUUCAUGUAUUUUUCUAAAGCAUGUUAUAAACUUAAUCAAUGCCCCAAACUUAAAAUUUAUAAUUUUUUUAAUAAUAUUUACUGUAUAAUGUUCUUAAUCUUAAAUUAGAUGUACAAGUCAUCAAAAAUGUAGUGGUGAUUUCAAAAAUAUAUAGUUUGUAUAUCUUUAAAAAUACAUAUUUAUACUUUUUAUGUAUAUUUUUACAAAAAUAUACAAACACACUUAUUUUUUAUUUAUAAGCGAAUA
Messenger RNA from Homalodisca vitripennis (glassy-winged sharpshooter), 934 nucleotides. RefSeq names its product tRNA-uridine aminocarboxypropyltransferase 2-like. The record is from RefSeq and is a predicted model, not a curated record. NCBI's taxonomy places the organism in Eukaryota, Metazoa, Arthropoda, Insecta, Hemiptera, Cicadellidae.